Messenger RNA from Metschnikowia bicuspidata var. bicuspidata NRRL YB-4993, 815 nucleotides. RefSeq lists its product as uncharacterized. Lineage: Eukaryota; Fungi; Ascomycota; Pichiomycetes; Serinales; Metschnikowiaceae. The coding region runs from base 194 to 712 and encodes 172 amino acids. The transcript has a single exon. The record is from RefSeq and is a predicted model, not a curated record.
UCAUUUGUGGCAUCACGUUUGAAAAAAUUGACGGAUAGCUCUUUCGCGGCACGGCUCUUUAUCUGAUCCUACUACUUUUCAGUAUUCUAAGUAUUCUAGGCGAUGUUGACAUGAAUAAGUGGAUUGGCCACGGUAUCGGUUGAUGUUUUGAAAAAUAGUUUUCACCAGUUCGAGGCGGGCGAACAGUCACGGGAUGUCACGUCUUUCUAAUAUUCUCGUGCAAGGGAAUUUCUGCGCAUUGGAGCGUGUGCUGUAUUGUUCUGAGCUUCGUGCUUCCAGCCCGCGCCGCUCCCAGGAUAUAGCCCAUAGUCUCUAUGCAUAUGGACUGGGAGAAGGAAUAAAGCAAUUGCCAACGAUGAAUAUUUGGAUGCAUGGACUCCACACACCCCAUGGGUGCUGGUUGAGUAUACGAUGGGCCUGGAAUCUUUUCUCCCAAUUCUGGCAUAUUUUCUUCGGAAGACCCAGUGUGCGUGCACGCGGAUGUAGCAGGCGGCCUCUGCCCCAAAGUGCCCGAAUCGAAGCCACCCGCAGAGGGCUGGGUCGCGCACCGGGCCUGCGCCGUCCAGAGGCUGACUUUAUAGUUCGAGUUCAUGGAAAUUUAAAUGAUGCACAAUUAAUAAAACAUUACAUAAAAGAAUUUUUAAUCCCAAAUUGUGGUGCUAUGCUAAAUGACGAAAAAAUUGCGAUAACCAAUAUAAAAGCUAAGAAAUGACAUUUCUCAGGUGCUGAAAUUGUUAAAAUCAGACGUCAUGUUUACUUUGCUAAAAGGAAUAAUGAUAAAAUGAGAAUUAAGCACAGAUUGAUGGUAAACGCAC